UGCAGCUUCUUCUCUCCCUCUCCCUCUCGGCCUUGGAGUGAAGUGCCGGAACGCGAAACCCACUCCAACAACACCCGCACGUAUUCAAUAUGAUGCCCCGCACUCCGGAGAAAGCCCUAGAAAAUCAUUCCGCAUUCAUUCACAAACCAUGCUAAUAUAGAAACUUUCAUUUACGAACCUUGCUAAUAUAGAAAUUGUAGAAAUUGGGCCGGAUGUUCUGGGCAAGUCCGGCCGAUCGAGCCUUAAACUUUCUAUAUUUGUUGAGUUCAACCGGUCGGCGAUUAGUUUGUUGCAGGUUGGCCGAGAAGAAGGAAAAGGAAUCUGCGUUUCUUGCGUCAGAAUCUUUGAAAUACUGUACUUUUUGCGAUAGAUUUGGUUGAUAUUUUAUAGGGAAACUCAGCACUUGUCUUUGGACAAAGAAAAGAGAAUGAUAUGGUGAAACUAAGAAACCGUGAAAUUAUCGAUGUAAAGGUGGAGCCGAACCAUCGCAGCCUGUUUUGUCUCGUGAUUUAGCUGAGAUUUCACUGAAGCUUGCUAAUGGACGCUCAUAGGCUAGAAUCCCGUGGGAAUACCUCUGGUGAGGCACAGUAUGGUCCUGAAGGAGGCGUAUCUGAGCCAACGCAUUUGAAGCAUCUGAAUGGGCAGGUUUGCCAGAUCUGUGGUGAUGAUGUUGGCUUGAACUUAGAUGGUGAUGUCUUUGUUGCCUGCAAUAUUUGCUCAUUCCCUGUGUGUAGGCCUUGCUACGAAUAUGAGAGGAAGGAUGGGAAUCAAUCCUGUCCUCAAUGCAAGACCAUAUACAAAAGGCAUAAAGGAAGUGCUCGUGUUCGAAGUGAUGAAGGUGAGGAUGAUGACACUGAUGAGGUAGCCAGUGACUUUAACUAUUCAUCUGGUAAUCACAAUCGGAAGCAGAAGAUAGCAGAGGCAAUGAUGAGUUGGCAACUGACUUAUGGACGACCUGGGGAUGGACGGGCACCUGCUUAUGACAGAAGGGAGGUUUCACCAAAUCAGACCCCUUUACUUAAUCAUGGCCAUGUGCUCUCUGGUGAGAUACCUGCAGCAUCACCAGAUCAUCAUACCAUGCCUUCUCCUUCAGUUGGUGGUAGUGCAAAGCGUGUCCAUCCGUUGCCUUAUGAACUCCAGUCAGGAAGCAUUAGAGCUGUUGAUCCAACGAGAGAAUUUGGUUCACAGUCCUUUGGAAAUGUUGCAUGGAAAGAGAGGGUUGACAGCUGGAAAUUGAAGCAGAAAAAAAAUGUUAUUCAUGUGAUGGGUGGAACUACUGCUGCUUCUGAAGGAAAAGGAGGAGAUGUUGAUUCUUGUACUGAUGUGAACAUGGAUGACCCCCUAUUGAAUGAUGAAGCCCGUCAGCCACUUUCAAGAAAGGUUCCUAUUCCUUCAUCGCGAAUAAACCCAUAUAGAAUGGUUAUUGCUCUUCGGCUUGUUAUCCUUGCUUUUUUCUUGCAUUACCGAAUCACAAAUCCUGUGAGAAAUGCCUAUGCAUUGUGGCUGAUCUCUGUGGUAUGUGAGAUAUGGUUUGCCAUAUCCUGGAUAUUGGACCAAUUUCCAAAAUGGUUCCCGGUAAACCGUGAGACUUAUCUGGACCGCCUCGCACUUAGGUAUGACAGAGAAGGAGAACCUUCUCAGUUGGCUGCGGUUGACAUUUUUGUCAGUACAGUUGACCCAUUAAAGGAGCCUCCACUUGUCACAGCCAACACUGUUCUCUCAAUUCUUGCAGUUGACUAUCCUGUGGACAAGGUCUCAUGCUAUGUGUCCGAUGAUGGAGCUGCCAUGUUGACAUUUGAAGCUCUUUCAGAAACCUCUGAAUUUGCUAGGAAAUGGGUUCCUUUUUGCAAGAAGUACAAUAUUGAGCCUCGUGCCCCAGAGUGGUACUUUGCCCAGAAAAUAGACUACCUGAAGGACAAAGUUCAAACUUCAUUUGUGAAGGAUCGCAGGGCCAUGAAGAGGGAAUAUGAGGAGUUCAAAGUUCGUGUCAAUGGUUUGGUGGCCAAAGCACAGAAGAUUCCUGAUGAAGGAUGGAUCAUGCAAGAUGGCACUCCAUGGCCUGGAAAUAACACCAGAGAUCAUCCAGGAAUGAUUCAGGUUUUCUUGGGCCAAAGUGGAGGGCUUGACAGUGAAGGAAAUGAACUUCCACGACUUGUCUAUGUGUCUCGUGAGAAGCGUCCAGGCUUCCAGCACCACAAGAAGGCUGGUGCUAUGAAUGCCCUUGUCCGAGUGUCAGCUGUUCUGACCAAUGGUUCCUAUCUUUUGAAUCUUGAUUGUGAUCACUACAUCAACAACAGCAAGGCCUUGCGUGAAGCUAUGUGUUUUUUGAUGGAUCCAAACCUUGGGAAAUCAGUUUGCUAUGUACAAUUCCCACAGAGAUUUGAUGGUAUUGAUAAGAAUGAUAGAUAUGCAAAUCGCAACACAGUGUUUUUUGACAUCAACUUGAGAGGUCUGGAUGGUAUUCAAGGUCCUGUUUAUGUUGGCACUGGGUGUGUGUUCAACAGAACAGCUUUGUAUGGGUAUGAGCCCUCUCUAAAGAAAAAGCACAAACCUGAAAGUUUUCUGUCAAAAUUGUGUGGUGGAUCAAGGAAGAAGGGGUCAAAAUCAAGUAAAAGCCAUCUUGACAAAAAGAAAUCAAAUAGGCACGCUGAUUCGACAGUGCCUAUCUGCAAUCUUGAAGACAUAGAAGAGGGGGUUGAAGGUGCUGGAUUUGAUGACGAGAAGUCACUGCUGAUGUCCCAGAUGAGCUUGGAGAAAAGGUUUGGUCAGUCGGCUGUCUUUGUUGCCUCUACCUUAAUGGAGAAUGGAGGUGUGCCACAGUCUGCAACUCCCGAGUCCCUCCUUAAGGAAGCUAUUCAUGUCAUAAGCUGUGGCUAUGAGGACAAGACAGAAUGGGGAACUGAGAUUGGCUGGAUCUAUGGGUCGGUCACUGAGGAUAUCCUUACCGGAUUCAAGAUGCAUGCUCGUGGUUGGAAAUCAAUCUACUGCAUGCCUGAUCGCCCUGCUUUCAAAGGUUCUGCACCCAUCAACCUUUCAGAUCGUCUGAACCAAGUUCUGCGUUGGGCUUUGGGUUCAGUUGAAAUUCUGUUCAGUCGUCACUGCCCUAUAUGGUAUGGAUAUGAAGGGAGACUAAAAUGGCUCGAGCGAUUUGCAUAUAUUAACACUACAAUCUAUCCUAUUACCUCCAUUCCUCUUCUUGCUUAUUGUACAUUACCAGCAGUGUGUCUCCUCACAGGAAAGUUCAUUAUUCCGCAGAUCAGCAACUUUGCGAGUAUUUGGUUCAUUGCCCUCUUCCUUUCUAUUUUUGCCACUGGAAUUUUGGAGAUGCGGUGGAGUGGUGUAGGAAUUGAUGAAUGGUGGAGAAAUGAGCAGUUUUGGGUUAUUGGAGGUGUGUCAGCCCAUUUGUUUGCUGUAUUCCAAGGUUUGCUAAAAGUCCUUGCUGGAAUAGACACCAACUUCACUGUCACUUCAAAAGCUUCGGAUGAUGAGGGUGAUUUUGCAGAGCUUUACAUGUUCAAAUGGACAACCCUGCUGAUUCCUCCGACCACCCUCCUCAUAAUCAAUCUGGUUGGUGUUGUUGCUGGCAUAUCUUAUGCAAUAAACAGCGGGUACCAGUUAUGGGGUCCACUUUUUGGGAAACUUUUCUUUGCAUUCUGGGUAAUUGUUCACCUAUAUCCCUUCCUAAAAGGUUUAAUGGGUCGUCAGAAUAGAACUCCCACCAUUGUUGUUGUUUGGUCUGUCCUUCUUGCUUCUAUUUUCUCCCUGUUGUGGGUCCGCAUUGAUCCAUUCACGACCAGGGUAACUGGACCAAGCACGCAGCAGUGUGGAAUCAACUGUUGAGGGAUGGUCUCUAGACUGGUUAUUUGAAGGGCGCUAUGACGGUUUCAGCCAUUCUCGUCUAGAUGGUGGUUCUGCUUUCCAAUGCCAAACGUAAGUACUUUAAGCAGUGAACAUUUUGUUCUGGGGUCUGUCUCUAGUUCAACUGUAGUUGUCCAUAAAUGUAUAAACGUUUUUAUAUUCUUAAUAAGUCUAGUUUCUCGGGGCUCCACCUGUUUAUAUGUUACUGUUGGACCCAUGAGAUCCCAUGUCAAUUAAACAUUGGGAAUGGACCAUGGUCUGUACUCUCUUGUUCAAAGGGCUGUUUCAAAUGGAAUAUAAGAUGAGAAAACUUAGAGAUGA
This is a messenger RNA of Nymphaea colorata (pocket water lily), 4179 nucleotides long. RefSeq names its product probable cellulose synthase A catalytic subunit 8 [UDP-forming]. Gene Ontology annotation, cellular component: trans-Golgi network; plasma membrane. The record is from RefSeq and is a predicted model, not a curated record. Gene Ontology annotation, molecular function: cellulose synthase (UDP-forming) activity. NCBI's taxonomy places the organism in Eukaryota, Viridiplantae, Streptophyta, Magnoliopsida, Nymphaeales, Nymphaeaceae. The coding region runs from base 538 to 3840 and encodes 1100 amino acids. Gene Ontology annotation, biological process: plant-type primary cell wall biogenesis; cellulose biosynthetic process. The transcript has 15 exons.